Spizellomyces punctatus DAOM BR117 is the source of this 1170-nucleotide messenger RNA. RefSeq lists its product as uncharacterized. The transcript has a single exon. Lineage: Eukaryota; Fungi; Chytridiomycota; Chytridiomycetes; Spizellomycetales; Spizellomycetaceae. Bases 13 to 999 code for a protein of 328 amino acids. The record is from RefSeq and is a predicted model, not a curated record. Gene Ontology annotation, molecular function: dioxygenase activity.
AAAAAAACAAGCAUGCUGGUAACCACCGAGCAGACGCUCUCCCUCCCUCUUAUCGACAUAUCCCCAUUUCUCGCUCCAGACGAUGCACCCGAUGUGCAACUCGCCCGUCAAGCCACUGCCGAACUUGUCGACAAGGCCUGUCGAGAGGUGGGCUUCUUUUACCUUGUGGGCCAUGGUCUCACCCAAGAGGAGAUGACAGAGAUUCGAACGGUAGCGCACGAAUUCUUCAAGCAGACUCCAGAAGAAAAGGAGGAGAUUCAUAUUACAAAAAACGAUUUUGCGAGGGGAUAUCAACGGUUAGGUCAGAAUAUCACGCAGGAGGCUCAAGAUUGGCAUGAAGCGAUUGACUUGUAUGCGCCUGCUCCUAAAUCCCUUUUGCAAAAGGGAAUUAAAACGCUUUGUGGAAGUAAUCCUAUUCCACGGCACCCUGAACGAUUCUCUACCGUCGUCAACAGUUAUGUUCAGACCAUGACCCGCCUUGGCGCUGCCAUGAUGCGAGCCAUUGGACUUGGGUUGGGUGUCGGUGAAACCUUUUUCGAACCCUACAUGCAAGAAGGUUUUUGGGUGAUGCGCAUGAUUGGGUACCCUCCUCUCCCUUCCUCCUCAACUGGCCUCAGUUGCGGCGAACACACCGACUAUGGUUGUCUCACCCUCCUCAAUGCAGACUCUACACCCAACGCACUCCAAGUUCUUUCCAAUGGAAAAUGGAUUUCACCUACCCCGCUCCCAAAUGCCUUUAUUAUCAAUAUAGGCGAUAUGAUCCAGGUAUGGACAAACGGGAUCUACAAAUCAACCCUCCAUCGCGUGAUACAUUCUUCAACGAAUGUCUACCGGAUCUCGGUACCGUUUUUUUAUGAGCCGGCUUUUGAUGCGCGUGUUCGGCCGAUUGAUAAAUGUGUUCAAGAGAGUGGGGUCGAGAGGUUGCCUGAUGUCGUGUAUGGUGAGCAUUUGUUGGGGAAAGUGACUGGCAAUUUUGAUGUUGGGGAACAAAGGAUGUAAAAUAACGUUUGUUUGCUGAUGGUGUUGGUUGGGCUUGAGCAGCUGUGGUUCAACAUGGCAACCAACAUGUCAGUUAUGGGACAAGAUCUUGUUAAUGUAAUUCGAUAUUUUGAGUAACAAAAGCAUUCUAACCUCUUGCAUGAAUAAUCAUUCGCAAUACAAAAGAAAGGG